Andrographis paniculata is the source of this 3630-nucleotide messenger RNA. Its product is annotated as putative receptor-like protein kinase At5g39000. The record is from RefSeq and is a predicted model, not a curated record. NCBI's taxonomy places the organism in Eukaryota, Viridiplantae, Streptophyta, Magnoliopsida, Lamiales, Acanthaceae. Bases 1 to 3498 code for a protein of 1165 amino acids. Gene Ontology annotation, molecular function: transmembrane receptor protein tyrosine kinase activity; ATP binding. Gene Ontology annotation, biological process: protein autophosphorylation. Gene Ontology annotation, cellular component: plasma membrane; plasmodesma. The transcript has 6 exons.
AUGCUGCCAUAUCUUCUUUCUUCUGCUACCCUAACACUUUGCCUCCUCUUUUCAUUUGCAGAUGCUAGCUGCAGUGCAAGUGACCAAAUUUCUAUAGACUGUGGGUCAACUGCAACCUCAAUCGAGCUUGAUGGCAGAGAAUGGUUAGGGGACCAUGGAUGCCCCAGAUCUUCAUUCUUAUCUAUCAAAGGGCAAUCCGCUGUAUCAGCAAGCGCCACUGGAGAGUUAUGGCAGAAUAUUGAUUCUGUCCCCUACAGGUCUGCAAGAAUCUCUGUCUCCCAGUUCUCAUACUAUUUCCAACUCAAUCCAGGUCAGAAAUUCAUCCGUCUUCACUUCAACCCGAGUUCAUACUAUGGCGACAAGAGAUUCAAGGACUUGUUUACUGUUGAAGCUGGUCCGUUCAUACUUCUCAGAAACUAUAGUCCUUCAAUGACUGCUCAUGCUCUUGGCCAAGAUACUUUUGCCAAGGAAUUCUGUAUUACCAUACAGGAAAAUCAACCCCUCAGUAUAGUGUUUACGCCUGCAGCUGCAACUAGUCCAUCGCGAGAUAAGUUCUAUGCUUUCAUCAAUGGCAUAGAAAUUCUCUCCGUACCUUCUGCUUAUCAAUGGCAGAAAUCUAUUGUUUAUAUUGACAACACUACUGGACUUGAAUUGGUUCACCAGCAUAGCAUUCGAAGGGAUUUUGAUGAUGUUCGAGGCAUGUUUGGGAUGUGGGCAACUAUUCAUAAAGAAAAAGAAAAUGAGAAAAAUAUUACGUGGAAUGUAACAGUGGAUGUGGGGUUCAGCUACUUGGUGAGGUUUCAUUUCUGUGAGCUUGGAAUGAAAUUAGCUGAGGCCCUAAGAAAGGACAUUAUACUUGGAAUCAAUCAUGAGAUUUUCAUCACUGGCGCUGACAUACUCGAUGACAGGGAAGAUAAAGGCAUACCAUUGUAUAAGAACUAUAUGGUGACGGUCAAAGGGAACAAGCCAGAGGUUAACCGCAAUAUCUUGAUAUCCCUGCAUUCUAAGGAUGUGAUAGCCUGGGGUGGAAGUGGCAUACUUGAAGGAUUUGAAAUCUUCAAGUUGAGCAACGAAGCCAAUAGUCUUGCUGGUCCAGCUUCAAAUUCAUGGCCUCCAACACAAGAGUCACCAUCCUGGACUUUCCAAAGUUUAUUCUCAUUCCUGGGAUACAGAAACUCAGUUGCAACUGCUGCCAUUGUCCUGAUUUGUCUGCUAAACAUCAUCACCAACAAGCUGCUACGAACUUGGGAAUUUAAUAGUUGUGAAGAGGAAAACAGGUUACCAAUCAAGGGUAAACAACCCUUGUGUCGCUUUUCACUACGUGAGAUCCUGUCUGCCACAGAUUAUUUCUAUGAAGGAUUUGUCAUUGGAAAGGGAGGAUUUGGUAUAGUCUACAAAGGAUUCAUAGAUGAUAGGAAACAGAGUGUGGCUAUCAAGCGCUUAAAAGCAGACUCCAGCCAAGGAAAGCAUGAGUUUUGGACAGAAGUCGAAACUCUUUCUGUACUUCAACAUGUUAAUCUUGUCUCGCUGAUUGGCUACUGCAAUGAGCUAAGGGAAAUGAUUCUGGUUUAUGAGUACCUGCCCUCUGGAACAUUGGCUGAUCAUCUCUACAAAUUUGGUAGGAAAAACAAAAUUUGUUUUCCUCUCUCUUGGAAACAGCGGCUUAAGAUCUGUAUUGGAGUAGGCCGAGGACUGGACUAUCUUCACACAGGUCAUGGGAUCAUACAUCGGGAUAUAAAGACUUCAAACAUCCUGCUGGAUGAAAAUUUUGUUCCUAAGGUUUCAGAUUUUGGUUUAGCGAAGAUUGAAAGUCAAGGGGAGUUGCAAAGACAAGCAAGCAUAAAAGGCACAAUUGGAUACUUAGAUCCUGAUUAUUUAAAAACUUGUGCACUAACAAUGAAAAGUGACACAUAUUCUUUCGGUGUUCUGUUAUUGGAAGUAUUGUGUGGGAAACCAGCUGUGGAUAAUGGCGCUGAUGAAGAUAAGAGAAUUCUGACCAUGUGGGCUCAAGAUUACAUCAGCAAGGGAGAAUUUCAUGAGAUUAUAGAUCCAUAUCUCACCGAGGAAAUUUCACAUGAUAGCCUGACAACAUUUGUUAGGGUUGCAGAAAGAUGCUUGCAUGACGAACCAAAAAAAAGGCCAGCAAUAGCACAUGUGAUAAUUAACCUGGAGUUUGCACUCGAGCAGCAAGAGAAUGGAAAGACUUUGUCAUUGAAUGGCUUAGUCUGUGUUCCCAAUGCGUUUCCGUGUACUCAAAAAGCUCAGCAGGAUGAUGCAAAUGCUUUGUUACAAAAUGUUAGAGAUAGUGUUGCUGAUGAUAAAGCUCAACAGGGCGAUGCAAAUUCUAUGUUACCAAAUGAAAUAGCAAGUGUUGCUGAUGAUGUAGUUCAGCAGGACAACAGAGAUUAUUUAGAACCAGACAAGAUAGCGGGUACUGCUGAUGCAUUGCCUUGUACUGAUCAAAUUCAGAAGGAAAGCCCGAAGCCUUUGCUACAUAACAUGAUUACUAAUAUGUUGACUUGCAAUGAUAAAACCAUCGUCUUAUCAAGGAGCACAGAGCACAGUACAUAUCUUGCAAAAGAACAUCUUAGCAGCAAAGUGAUUAGUGCUGGGAAAAAGGAUGGGAGGAAGACCAUAACUAAUAAUCUAUUACGAAUGUGGCCAUGGUAUGCAUUACGUAACACUGCUAAGCAGUCCAAGGAUACAGGCAGCAUCUCAAAUCCAGUACCAACUUUGCAUGGGAUGAGUACCAUGGCCUUGAAAGGCAGUGCUUCCUUUAGAAACAGAAUCAAUAGAGCAGAUUAUGAUUUUAGGAAUGCAAGAAUACCUACCUUACAUGUCUUCGCCUUUUCUGAACUGAAGACAAUCACAAAACAUUUUAGUAAUGUUAUAGGAGAAGGUGGAUUUGGGACAGUUCACCGAGGAUGUUUUGAUAAGAAAUGUGGUGGUGGUAAAGGUAACUGUGGGUCUUGUGUUGCUGUUAAGAGAAUGAAGGAUAAUGCCUAUCAAGGAAUUAAUGAAUGGCAGAAUGAGGUGGAGUUCCUUGGACUGUUUUCUCACCCUAAUCUGGUUGAGCUGUUGGGCUACUGUCAGAAGGAAGAGGAGCGAUAUCUCGUGUAUGAAUACAUGCCUAGAAGCAGCUUAGAUUUGCACCUUUACAAAAGUAAUGGAGGGACUUGUGUCGAGCCACUUGGAUGGAAUGAUCGGAUUAAGAUAUUGUUUGACGUGGCUUGUGCUCUUGCAUAUUUACAUGAAUCAGGCAACAAUGUUAUUCACAGAAACGUAAAGAGUGCAACCAUAUUGCUUGAUCAGUCAAACCAUGCUAAGCUUUCGGGUUUUGGUUUCGCAAAAUGGGGUCCGGUGGAUGAUUUCAGCCAUGUAUCAACGAGGGUCAUGGGGACGAAUUGCUAUGCUGCUCCCGACUACGUUUCAACAGGAUUCAUCAUCCAGCUCUUCAUUCAACAGCACCAGAAGCAUGUACUUGGAAAAAUGGAUUAGCCCGCUAUGGCCCGAAGGGACAACAAUAUCUUGUUGAGUGGAUCGGGCCGCUCUUACCUAUGGAGAGAAGGGUGAAGAAGUAUAUGGAUCCAAAGCUGAAUGGAUCAUAUCCUACCAAAAGUGCAUUUAAAA